UAGGUUAUGGAAGGGGCUCUUUCAAGCAACAAUAAAUAAUAAAAUAAAUAGCCAUCUAGCCAUAGGCCUACUAAGUUGAUUGUUGCUUCAAAAAUGUUAAAAUGAAAUGUUGAGUAAGAGUUACUAAUAAAAAAUGAGUGAAGUUAAGAUUCCAUAACGAAUAUAAAAUUUAGUGUCGUCGUCAUCCAAGAUGAAGUGUGUCGUUCCCAGUCAAAACGUUAAAAUUUUGGCGAAGGCGUUUCAUUCAUUGGGAAAAAUUGGAGAUGACUUAUUUAUCGAACCUCACCCAGAUCAUAUUGCAUUCAGGACUGUUAACAUGGCAGAAUCUGCUUAUGCCUACUUCAUAUUUACUAAGUUAUUUUUUUCAUCGUUUCUAUUUGCUGAGGAAGAUAAUGAAGAUGGGCUGAGAUGUAAAAUUGCAAUGAAGUCCUUGCUUGCCAUCUUCAAAUUUCCUCAUGGCGAUCGAUUGAUAGAAUGGUGCCAACUGAGAUUAGAUACUAAUGACACCAAAGUGAUAUUUCAAAUGAGAUAUUCGUAUGGAUGUACAAAAACUUACUUCCUUCCCAUAAUGGACAAUGAAACUUUGCAGGCAAACUAUUCCAAAGACGAUUGCCACAAUCGGUUGUCUACAUCUCCUAAACUUCUUUCAACGGCUGUGAAAAACUUUCGCUACAGUGAAAACGAAGUUACUCUAUGUUUGAUGUCGAGAAAACUAAUUAUGAGGAAUCAUCUUGAUAACAUUUUAGAUUCCAAAAAAGCAGUCAGGACGGAAAUCAGUCUGUAUGCUGACGAAUUUGAGUCGUAUAGCACCCAGGCUGAGACCUCGAUAACUUUCUGUCUUCAGGAGUUAAAGGCGGUUCUCUUCUUUGCUGAGUUCACAGCGUUACCAGUCCAGUUUUACAUCAACCAGGCUGGAAAACCGGUGGUGUUUGUGGUGAAAAACGAGUCCCUGUACGAGGCUAACUACGUUGUGUCAACACUGAGUGAGUCUGGGACAUCACAACAGCUGUCUCAAAUGUCUGACAGUUCUGCCACUACAAGCACACGAGGUCCUGCCAAUCCGAAGAAGAGGCCUUUGGAAGAGCGGAACAAUGUCUCUCAACCCAAACGAGUUCCAUCGCCGCACUGCACGGCUCCUCUAUCUGUCGGGAAUUUUUCGCAGAUAUCAGGAGUAGCUGGUAUGAGUCACAGUGUUCUCAGUGCAGAUCAUUCACAGUUAUCAGUCUCGGAAAGUAACAUUACGCAACCUGUGGUCAGGUCUGUGUUUCCUAGAUGUUUUGAAACAACUUUUCAUAGACAGUCGUUACCGGGCUACAACAAUGUUUUGGUGUAUGACUCUGAUGGAAUUGAAGAUUCGGACUGAAUAAGUAACCAAUCUUAAAAGACUAACUGAAUCUUAGUGUAAAUUGGAGUUGUCAGGGUUGUUCCUGAAGUAUAAAAAACUUUUUUAAAGACAGUGGUUACCAGACUACAUUAACGUUUUGGUUUAUGAUUAAGAGAAUGGAGGAUUCGGACUGAUUUGGUUAUUCACACAACCAUGUUCUUAGAUAUAGUAGCAGUCAGACUUUUCCAAUCUAUUUUGGAAAACGAAAUGGAAGGUUCAAGCUUAUAGAUUUCUUAUAUUUACUGAGUAUAUAGUAGCAGUCGACCACAUAGGUCAGUUCCACAUUCCUAUGCGUUUUGAAACAGUUUUCAAAGGUAGGUUACAAUAUGGUUUCGGUUCAUGACUUCAAUGGAUUGUAAGAUUUGGACUAAAUGAGUUAAUCAUAUUUACCAUGUAUGUAGUAGUAGUCAAAAUUAGUCAAACAUGUUGAACUUUUUACAUUUGUGACAUUUGUACUUAUUGAGUCUUUAUAGAAGUGUUGUUGUACAGUAUAUGUAUAUUUAUUUUUUAUAUGUUUCUCGUAGCGAUAAAAAUAAAUACACUGGACAAUCCAACAUUUGAGUAUGAAACUUGUCA
This is a messenger RNA of Macrosteles quadrilineatus (aster leafhopper), 1960 nucleotides long. It is a transcript of the gene Rad9, whose product is annotated as cell cycle checkpoint control protein RAD9A. Bases 191 to 1363 code for a protein of 390 amino acids. Gene Ontology annotation, cellular component: checkpoint clamp complex. Lineage: Eukaryota; Metazoa; Arthropoda; Insecta; Hemiptera; Cicadellidae. The record is from RefSeq and is a predicted model, not a curated record. The transcript has 6 exons. Gene Ontology annotation, biological process: DNA replication checkpoint signaling; mitotic intra-S DNA damage checkpoint signaling; DNA repair.